Apis mellifera (honey bee) is the source of this 6269-nucleotide messenger RNA. RefSeq names its product extracellular sulfatase SULF-1 homolog (gene Sulf1). NCBI's taxonomy places the organism in Eukaryota, Metazoa, Arthropoda, Insecta, Hymenoptera, Apidae. The record is from RefSeq and is a predicted model, not a curated record. Gene Ontology annotation, molecular function: N-acetylglucosamine-6-sulfatase activity; glycosaminoglycan binding. The transcript is spliced from 17 exons. The coding region runs from base 804 to 5120 and encodes 1438 amino acids.
AGAUUGUCUUCAUCCAGAUGUCUACAAUCGCGACAACUUAUUAAAUUAAAAUUAUAAUCUCUCGGCGAGUAUCGAAUAUCAUAUAAACUGGAACCAUCGGUGGUGAAUCAUCCUCUGACCGGAGAAAAAAAAAAAGAAGACCGUCGUUCGAGAUACAGAAAGAAUCGGAGAGCUGCAAUUACUUAACAUACCACAGCGGGGACAAUUUUUUUCUUUCAUCCUCCAUCCUCGAUCAUCACGGACGUUAGGUGAAGAACAGCGUGGUCCUAAUAGGGUGAAAUGUGAUUUUUCUAGUGGAGUACCCCUACCACGUCCGGAUCGCCACUCGCAGAAGAUAUACUUGGCGCGGCUUGGCCUGUCCGCCAAGCGACCGAGCAGUUUUCUGGCGCUGGCUGGCAGAGCAGCUGUUUCCAGACUGGAGGCGGUAUUCUCGCUGGAAGUUCAGUCUCGUUGCGACCGUCGGCGAGGUCGUGUCGUAGCCUGCCGUUUUUGCGGCCGCGCUUUGCCUUCCCGCCACGUGCGCUCCUCUUCCUCUCUCCUCCCCUUCUCUGCCCCAUUCUCAUCUCAUCUCGUCUCGUCUCGUCUCGUCUCGUCAGCCGAUACAUCUCGAAACCGGCUCCCGGUUGGAAACUCUUGGGAUCCGCGGUGAACCACGCGACGUGCACGUCGCCCUGGGAACGGACGGACGCUUCCACGGAGCAAGAGAAAUCGAGGAGGAUUCAGCUUGAUCGAGACGUCACAACAGACCGCCAUGAUAUGACACUGGAUUGAGAGGAAGAGCGUGCAACCGACGACCAACCACCAUGAGGAAGUUACUGCAGUUUUUGGCGGUGAUAUUGUUGGGUGUCAAUGCCAGGCGGACGGACGCCGACGCCCCUGUCGACGACGUUUACGGUGGUCAGCGUCGUGGCUCCCUUCACAAGUCUAAUUACAACAACAACAACAACAAUGGGAACAACAAUUACAAUUCUCAGCUGAACUCGCCCUAUCUCCCGUACCAGCAGCCCAGGGAAAGAAAGCCGAACAUAGUGCUGAUUCUUACGGACGAUCAGGAUGUCGAACUCGGUUCGCUGAACUUCAUGCCACGGACCCUAAGGCGAAUAAGGGACGAGGGGGCCGAGCUAAGACACGCAUACGUGACCACUCCUAUGUGUUGUCCAAGCAGGAGCUCGUUGCUGACCGGCCGUUACGUUCACAAUCACGAGGUCUUUACGAACAACGACAACUGCAGCAGCCCCCAGUGGCAACGAGAUCACGAGCCGCACUCGUUCGCCGCUUACCUGAGCAACGCUGGAUAUCGUACCGGUUACUUCGGCAAGUAUCUGAACAAGUACAACGGAUCGUACAUACCGCCCGGAUGGCGGGAAUGGGGAGGUCUCAUAAUGAAUUCACGGUACUACAACUACAGCGUGAACAUGAACGGGAAGAAGAUAAAGCACGGGUUCGAGUACAGCAAGGACUAUUACCCGGACCUGAUAGCGAACGACAGCGUGACUUUUCUACGCCAAAGUAAACACAAUUUCGCACGGAAGCCGGUGAUGCUGGUCGCGAGCUUCCCGGCGCCCCACGGCCCGGAGGAUUCGGCACCCCAAUUCUCGCAUCUCUUCUUCAACGUCACCACUCACCACACCCCGGCCUACGACUACGCGCCGAAUCCCGACAAGCAAUGGAUACUGCAGGUGACGCAGAAGAUGCAACCAAUUCACAAACAGUUCACGGAUCUGCUGAUGACCAAGAGGCUUCAGACGUUGCAAAGCGUGGACGAUGCCGUGGACAGGAUUUACCAAGAGUUGAAAGAUCUGGGCGAGUUGGACAACACGUACAUCAUCUACACGUCCGACCACGGCUACCAUCUCGGCCAGUUUGGCCUGAUCAAAGGGAAGAGUUUCCCUUUCGAGUUCGACGUGAGAGUGCCGUUCCUGAUAAGGGGGCCCGGCAUCGAACCCGGCACCAUAGUAGACGACAUAGUUUUGAACAUCGACUUGGCGCCGACGUUUCUGGACAUAGCCGGCGUCGAGACGCCCCCGCAGAUGGACGGCCGUUCCUUUAAGAAACUUUUUCAGAACAAACACGGGAGAAGAUCGAAGUUCAAGUGGCCGGAUACAUUCCUGAUCGAAUCUUCCGGGCGUCGAGAGACACCUGAAUCGAUCGCGGAAUCGAAAGCGAGGGAAGCGAGGAAACAGAAUCAAACGGCGUUGGUUAAACAGCAUUCGAACGCGACACCGGAAGAGGAGGAGGACAACACGGCCGAUCCGGACAACACGGAGCACGAAUCGGAGCAUCGAUUCUUCGAGAACGAUACGGGAAGCGAUCAAGAUAUAUCGGAGGACGAGGAUUUCGAGGACUCGAUCAUCGAUGAAUCGAACUCUGAUCCGCAUUUGGACAACAGGGUUCAUCCUGUUCACUCGACCUUCUCCACCAAGCACGAGCGAUUGGCCAUCGAGUGUUCGAGGCCGGAAGUGCAGACGAAUUGCAUCCCGGGGCAGAAAUGGCGUUGCGAGAGGGAUGGGCACAGGUGGAGGAGGCACAAGUGCAAAUACGCGGCGCCUCCUCCGAGAAUGUCGAAGAAAUGCGCCUGCUUCACGCCGAACGGUGUCGUUUACACGAGAUUGGAGUCGAACGAUUACGAUUACGUGCAUCGAUACCCAGGCUUUGGCAGGGACAGAAGACCGACCGACGUUUACGCGGAUGUAGCCAGAUACUUUGCCAGACGAGGUAAAUCACGAGGCAAACGAGAUGUGUCGGGAGCAGGGAGCGAAGAUUCCGGCCGAGAUACAGACGAGAACGAUGAUGAAUAUAAUGACGGUGAGCGGGAUCGGCGAGCCAUCGACGAGGAGGACGACGAGGAUUUCUUCCAGGAAUUGGACAGUCUCGCGGACGAAGUGAGGAAGGAAUACGUGAACUUGAUGUUUAGGGAUAGAUUCGAUAACCAGACGUCGGAGGAUGAGAAACUCGAGUUCGAUAAUUUGAAUGAAUCGGAAUACUCGAUCGACGACUUCGAUCCUAGCUUGGAUAAAGUGGUGAAAGGUCGGUUGAACGUCGAGGACGUGGUGAGAAGGCACAGGAGGAUACGAAGGAGCGUCACGAAGAAGGACACGGUUGAACACGUGACCAAGAUAAUGGAGAGCAUCGAGGAGGAAUUGGACGAUUUAAAGGCGACCCAAGAGCGCCAGUCGGGUGAACCAAGAAGAGCCUUUCCACCGAAAUGUUCUGUCCUUCCCCAAGGAGGAGUAAAUUGUUCCGAAACCGUGUACCAGGAUCCGAACGAAUGGAGAAACUCGAGGCGAGAGAUCGAGCAGCAAAUCAGAGAAAUGAGGAUGCAGUUGGAGACGUUGAAAGAUAUUCGUCGUCACUUGAUGACCAAGCGACCUCACGUUAUGAAAGAUCCGGAGGACGGAUUGAAAAGCACGGAAGAGGCACAUAAACCUUCGCACCAUCAUCCUUCCAAAAACCACGUGAAUCGACAUCACAAGAAACACGAGCACGGGAAUACGAUUAAUCCUGGCGUAACGACCGUUCGUUCGACGACGGUGAAACACGUUGAUCGAACGACGGAUGAGAGGGUUGCGUCCACCAUCGACACCACGGAGAAUAAAUCUAGAUUUAACGUUACAGCCGCGGAGAGUAGCGAUACAGAUACACAGAUCACAACGAGCGAGCCAACUUCCACCGCUUCGUUGUCGUCGACUUUUAAGCCGAAGAAAGCGUCACGUCGUCAAAAGGCGAAAGAGCCGGUAGCUGUUGGCAACAGGACGGAAACGGAGGACGACAAGGUGCAGAGGCGAAGGAAGAUCCACCAUCAUCGAAGGAACAAUACCCUUUUCACGAACAGCGUGCACGACGAGGUGCCGUCGAUUGUAAAUGCGAGCGAGACAAUCGAGACGACUGUAACAGCGCAAACCACGACGUCCAGGUCUCAUCAUCAAACCAGGUACACGACGAUUCCUACGAUGACGACGAUGAAGGAAACCACGAUUCACAGGGAGACUGUCACCGGCUUAGGAGACGUCACGAACGACUUUACCAAGGAAAAUACGGUGGGGGGAACGAACCCGCAAACCAUGUUGUCCACAGGGUCAGAGACGCCGGACAGAGAAACGACGGAGUCGCAAACGACGACACCACCGUUCGCCAGGACGACGACCGGUAUCGAAGGACCACGUUCCAGAACUACGUUCCCGUCGACGGCUGUGACAACGACCACUACGUCCGUGACCGUACCGGUUACAAUUUCUUCCAACAAGAGGUUCCCAAAGAUUCAGAAGAACAGGACCAACAAUCUCGGACCGUCCAGAAUCGACGUUACCAUUUUGGAGUCACCGGAUAGGAGGAGCAGACAAGAAAUAAUAGAUAUAGCGAGUAGUAAUCGCCGAUUACCACCAAUGCUGAACAGCCCUUUGGAGGCGCGUCACAAGUGUUACUGUGAGCCAGAUACAUACUCGAAAAAGGACGAGAAAGAGAUCGCUCGGGAGGAAAGGAGAAGAUUGAAGGAGGAGCGCUUGAAGAAAAAGGAGAGGAAGCUGAGGAAGAAAGCGAAACUGGAGAAGGAGUGUUUAACCGAAAAGAUGAACUGUUUCGAGCACGAUAACGAUCAUUGGCGCACAGCACCGUUGUGGAGUGCGGGCCCAUUCUGUUUUUGCAUGAAUGCCAACAAUAAUACGUACUCGUGCAUCCGCACCAUUAACGCGACACACAAUUUCCUUUACUGCGAGUUCACUACCGGUUUGGUCACUUAUUAUAACCUGAGGAUCGAUCCGUUCGAACAAUGGAACAGGGUUUCGUCUUUGACGUCUUUGGAACGUUCCUAUCUUCACGAUCAAUUGGAACAUUUAAAGGGGUGCAAGGGGACGAGGGAUUGCACGGUUGGGAACGCGAAGGAAGCAUUGCCGCAGCAGCAGCAUCAGAGAUUCAUCGCGAAAAGAAAAUUCGCCAAUACGUUCGAGGAUAUGUUCGUACCGUCGACGUUACAAAUUAUUCGCGAGAGCGAGCUUAGCAGUCCGCCGAACAAGAGACGGAAAAAGUUACAGAACGUUUGGAACAGACGAAGCAGAAGCUGGCAAACUAAUUUUAGGCAUCAUCAAGACACGAUGAAUUAUCGUCGGCACAGACAUCAGUACUGAUUAUCAUGGUUCGUUUGUUUCUUUUCGAACAAAUUGUCGAAGGAUGCGUGAAAGCAUUGCCUUAGAUGUAUAUUAAUUUUGCGAUGCAUUUAAUAAUGUAAUUUAUUUAGUGAUAUUUAAUCGAGGAAAGAUACGUGAUAUUUAAUUGAAAAUGUUCGGAUUCCAUUUAAAAAUUAGAAUCGCGCUUCUAAAACGAUGCGUUUCGCGUUGCAGAAAGAAAUCGUUUGGGAUCGAAGAAACAUGUCGAUUAUCUAAUUAAAUAAAUGAUCUAAAUAGAUAGAUCGAUUAUGGAUCGUCUCGAAAAACUUUUUUCUGCAAUGCUGGCACACUGUGUAUAUUUCUAAUGCUAUAUUUUUCACAAAAUUAAAUCGCGACUGAUCGGACGUGUUUCGCUUAUAUUAAAUGACGUACACGUGUGAUUAACAAUCGGAAACGAUCUUUUUUUUUACUUAAUAGCCGAUAUUUUUUAUAAUAAUUUAUUUACUAUUACUACUACUACUACUACUAUUACUACUACUAUUACUACUACUACUACUCAUCUCUUUAGGUCAUUUUGUAUACAAGAAAGCGAAUAAGAAUUCGAAUGAAACGAUAUACUUGCCUAACGAGAUUUAGAGUAAUUUUAAAAAUCUUCGAUUGUCCGGGAUUAGCGACACGAUACUUCUUUGAGAAGUGAAUAGGUUUAUAAAGAAGAAAGAAUUGUCUAAGGGGAGAGAAGGAUCUGAGGGUUCGUCUCGAUCGCGUCACAACGAGAAAAAAAAAAAAAUUAAACUCGAGUUUGCGAGGUGAAACGAACUGAAACGCACAACGAAAGAACGGAACACAAUAGGGAAAUCAUCCUGCCAAAAAUUUGUUGUCUUUCUCUUGUGAAAUUUUCUAUAUAUCGAUAUACGUUUAUAAAACGUUUGUUCUAUCGAAGCUGCCAUUCAUUCGUUUUAUUUUUUUUUUUUUUUUCCUAUUGCCUUCAUGCAAUAACAUUGCAAAAUAUGAAUUGCGACUGCCACAAAGUAUCUUACAAUCAUUCUAGCCACGCAUCAUUAUCUAGGAUGUUUGAGUAGGGACAGGAAAAAAAAAAAAAAAAAAUAAUAAUAAUAAUAAUUCAAAAAGUAAUCAAAAAGUACACAAUGUUAAGACUGUAUGAGUUAUAAU